Messenger RNA from Zygotorulaspora mrakii, 600 nucleotides. RefSeq names its product Did2p (gene DID2). The transcript has a single exon. Gene Ontology annotation, biological process: protein transport; endosome transport via multivesicular body sorting pathway; late endosome to vacuole transport. The record is from RefSeq and is a predicted model, not a curated record. Gene Ontology annotation, cellular component: multivesicular body; ESCRT III complex. Lineage: Eukaryota; Fungi; Ascomycota; Saccharomycetes; Saccharomycetales; Saccharomycetaceae. The coding region runs from base 1 to 600 and encodes 199 amino acids.
AUGUCUGCAGCUGGACUUGAGAACACCUUAUUUCAACUGAAGUUCACUUCGAGACAACUACAGAAGCAAGCGCAAAGGGCCUCCAAGGAAGAGAAGCAGGAAGCUAACAAAUUAAAGAAAGCUUUGAAUGAAAGCGAAGAAAUAGCAAGAAUAUACGCCUCAAAUGCCAUCAGAAAGAAAAACGAAAGGUUACAGCUUCUAAAACUGGCAUCAAGAGUUGAUUCGGUUUCUUCAAGGGUACAAACAGCUGUAACUAUGAGACAAGUUUCUGGCUCUAUGGCGUCCGUAUGUCGCGGCAUGGAUAAAGCUUUACAAAGCAUGAAUUUGCAGCAGAUCACGAUGAUAAUGGAUAAAUUUGAGCAGCAAUUUGAAGAUCUAGAUGCUAGUGUAAACGUGUAUGAGGAUAUGGGAACUAGCUCAGAUGCCGUUAUUGUUGAUGCCGAUAAAGUUGACGAACUCAUGAACAAAGUAGCCGAUGAAAAUGGCCUAGAACUGAGACAGAGUGCCAAAGUAGAUAGUCUGCCUGAAAUUAAGCAAACUGAAGUUAAUGAAGAAAAGGAAGAUAAACUGGCCCAACGUUUGCGCGCGUUGAGAGGGUAG